This is a messenger RNA of Schistosoma rodhaini, 1147 nucleotides long. Lineage: Eukaryota; Metazoa; Platyhelminthes; Trematoda; Strigeidida; Schistosomatidae. The record is from the annotation of a GenBank genome assembly.
AUGGCGGAGUACUUAGCGUCUAUAUUUGGUACGGAAAAGGAUAAAGUAAACUGCUCGUUCUACUUCAAAAUCGGUGCAUGCCGCCACGGAGAGCAAUGUUCCAGACUUCAUAACAAACCGUCUUUCGGUCAGACUAUUUUGCUUCAAAAUCUGUAUAUAGCUCCUCAAAAUACAGCUCAGAGUGCCGAUGGGUCCCACAUCAACCUUACGGAAGUCCAAGCUCAACAAAUCUUCGACGAAUUUUUCGAGGAGGUUUUUGUUGAAUGUGAGGAGAAGUAUGGGGAAAUAGAGGAAAUGAAUGUGUGUGAUAAUCUUGGUGAUCAUCUAGUUGGAAACGUCUAUAUAAAAUUCAGGCGUGAAGAAGAUGCUGAAAAAGCUGUUCAGGAUUUAAAUGAGCGCUGGUUUGGUGGAAGACCAGUUCAUGCUGAGCUUUCUCCUGUCACAGAUUUCCGUGAGGCGUGUUGUCGUCAAUAUGAACUGGGUCAUCUAAUCUUCAGUCUUACAGGGAUGUCAAUUUGAUGUGGUUUCACGGUAUUAUAAGUUUGUCAUGAGUUCUUGUGGAAACUUGAACUAAUUUUUAUGUGUACAAUAUUUACGUUGCGUACGAUUGAUAUGAGUUCUUUCAUCAAUAAUGAUGUUCAAUGCAUGUUAUUCCAGUCGUGUAUAAUACCAGAAGUCGAUUUAACUGAUGGUUAUACCUAUGUUUUUCAUGUGGUUCAUAGGCUGUAGUCGUUUUUGACUUACUAUGCUUCUAUUGGACUCAACUUGAAAUGUUGGGUUUGGUUGCCCGUUUUAUGAGAUGGUAUGAUCUAUACUGUUUUCGUCUGGCUAGAAAUUGUUUAAGUCGUGUCUGAUCUACAAGGCUCUCGUUGCAUGUUAGCAGUAACUAACUGAUGGUCCCCAAAUGCCCUGGUACGGCCAAGAGUGGGGAGAAUCCGCACUCCCUCUCGUAUAUAGCCUCCACCAGCGAAGUCCUACUCAUUUCCUUCACGUGGCGGGGGUGUUGUUAACGAAAUUGAGAGCACUUAAAGCAAAUGUCCGACGCUUUAACCGAGUUGGUGGACACGGAAAGUUUACCUAGGGGAGUUGGUGAACCCUGAUUCCAAACCAAUGGUGUGCAUGCGCUCCAGUAUCCUGAGGGAACAAA